UAUGACGUUGGUUAAUGUCUCAUGCUGCGUGGGUAUGGUGGGUACCUUUUGACAAUUCACAUUUAAGAGUUGAAUGUUGACACAUUUACGUGGGUUAUGGUGUUUUCCCUGCUACAUCUCUUUAUGCAGCCUUCGAAUUAUACAUACUGACUUACUAAUAAAUUUUUUAUUAUACCAAUAAACACCAGAACAUUUGCUAAAGUAAAAAGUAUUGUAGAAGCAAAGUUUAAAUAAACGGGUCAGCUAUGAUGAGUUUACGUGACAGGCAAAUAAAUGCCUUAAAACAAAUGUUAAAUUUAAAUCAACCUGAGCAAAAAUUGGAAGAAGCUGUACCAACAUGGAAAGUUUUAAUUUACGACCGACUUGGACAGGACAUUAUUUCACCACUAAUAUCUGUGAAAGAGCUCAGGGAGCUUGGUAUCACGCUCCAUAUGCAGUUGCAUUCUGACAGAGAUUCCAUUCCUGAAGUACCAGCAAUUUAUUUCUGUGCACCAACGGAUGAAAAUCUUGGUAGGAUUGGCCAAGAUCUACAAAAUGAUUUAUAUGACAUGUAUCAUUUAAAUUUUAUAUCACCAAUAUCUCGGCAGAAAAUGGAGGAUUUAGCAGCUGCUGCAUUAUUUGGUGGUGUGGUAUCCAAUAUCCACAAAGUAUUUGAUCAAUAUUUAAAUUUUAUAUCAUUAGAGGAUGAUUUCUUCAUUCUUAGGCAUCAAAAUAGUGAUGUGAUAUCAUAUCAUGCAAUUAAUCGGGGAGAAGUAAAAGACACUGAAAUGGAAUCUGUCAUGGAAAUUAUAGUUGAUUGUUUAUUCUCUGUGUUUGUCACAUUGGGAACUGUUCCAAUUAUAAGGUGUCCAAGGGGAAAUGCUGCUGAAAUGGUUGCUAAAAUGAUAGAUAAGAAGUUAAGAGAGAAUGUCUGGGAUACAAGAAAUAAUCUGUUCGAAGGAGAGGCAACUGGUCAUUACAGUUUUCAAAGACCACUUCUUAUUCUAUUAGAUCGUAAUGUAGAUAUGGCUACACCAUUGCAUCAUACAUGGACAUAUCAAGCAUUGGCACAUGAUGUAUUGGAGAUGGCAUUAAACAGACUUGUAGUUGAGGAGAAUGUGGGAAAGUCUCCUGCAGGUGGAACACGUUCAAAGACUAGAGCUUAUGAACUAGACAAUAAAGACAGAUUUUGGUGUCAACAUAAAGGCAGUCCAUUCCCUAGAGUAGCUGAAGCUAUACAGGAAGAAUUGGAACAAUAUCGUACUUUUGAUGAGGAUGUAAAAAAACUGAAAUCUUCUAUGGGUAUUGAAAAUGAUAGCGAUGCAGCUGUAUCAAUGGUUUCCAGUAAUACAGCACGUCUGACAACUGCUGUAAAUUCUCUACCGCAACUUUUAGAAAUGAAACGAUUGAUAGAUAUGCAUACAUCAAUUGCUACUGGUAUUUUAAAUUCUAUAAAGUCGCGAAGAUUGGAUACAUUCUUUGAAUUAGAAGAGAAAAUUAUGAGCAAACAAACAUUGGAUAGAAGUGUAUAUGAGACAAUAAGUGAUCCAGAUUGUGGUACACCUGAGGAUAAAUUGCGUCUCGCUAUUAUAUACUAUAUUUGUACAAAUGUGUCUGAUGCUGAUUACAGCAAACUGGAGGCAGCAUUGUCUGCUGCUGGAUGUGAUCUAAGUCCCUUAAUUUAUAUAAAAAGAUUGAGAAGUUACACCAGAAUAGCAGAAAUCCAAAAUUCUUAUGAAGGUGGUGGAACUAAAACAGUUAGUAUGUUUUCAAAGCUCAUGAAUCAGGGAUCAUCUUUUGUAAUGGAGGGAGUAAAGAAUUUAGUUGUUAAAAAACAUAAUUUACCAGUUACAAAAAUAGUGGAUGAAUUAAUGGAAUCUAGGCAAUCUUCUCAAACAGACGAUUACUGUUACCUAGAUCCAAAGCAAUUGAAACAUACAGAACAAAUGCCAAAGAAUAGACCAACAUUCCAAGAUGUCAUUGUUUUUAUUGUUGGCGGGGGCAAUUAUAUAGAAUAUCAAAACUUAGUGGAUUACGUGAAACAGAAAAGUGGAACAGGUGUUAAUAAACGAAUCACAUAUGGUUCAACAACAUUUAUUAAUGCAAAACAACUGCUUAAACAGCUUUCACUUCUGGGACAAGAAGUACAUCCAUAA
Dufourea novaeangliae is the source of this 2135-nucleotide messenger RNA. It is a transcript of the gene Slh, whose product is annotated as protein sly1 homolog. The transcript has a single exon. Gene Ontology annotation, biological process: intracellular protein transport; endoplasmic reticulum to Golgi vesicle-mediated transport. NCBI's taxonomy places the organism in Eukaryota, Metazoa, Arthropoda, Insecta, Hymenoptera, Halictidae. The coding region runs from base 246 to 2135 and encodes 629 amino acids. Gene Ontology annotation, molecular function: syntaxin binding. The record is from RefSeq and is a predicted model, not a curated record. Gene Ontology annotation, cellular component: Golgi membrane; cytosol.